Messenger RNA from Sesamum indicum (sesame), 2727 nucleotides. It is a transcript of the gene SEC6, whose product is annotated as SEC6. Gene Ontology annotation, cellular component: exocyst. Gene Ontology annotation, biological process: exocytosis; exocyst localization. NCBI's taxonomy places the organism in Eukaryota, Viridiplantae, Streptophyta, Magnoliopsida, Lamiales, Pedaliaceae. The record is from RefSeq and is a predicted model, not a curated record. Gene Ontology annotation, molecular function: SNARE binding.
UGACCGGAUCCGGAGCCAAUACUCGAGAGUCAUCGGAUCGUUACCCGAUCCUAGUCCAAAUAAGGACACCACGUUCUCUUUCUUCUUCAUCUUCUCUACAUGAUCCAGUUGAGAUCCGAACUGUAAAUUACGAAUUUAGAUGCUCGUAAGUAAUUCGACCAUUGUUCUGCUUAUUUUCAAGAAUUUGGGUUAAUACCUUAGGAUUAUAGAGAGGAGGGGAGGAAAAUGAUGGUCGAGGAUCUAGGGGUGGAGGCGAAGGAGGCGGCGGUGAGAGAGGUGGCGAAGCUUCUGCCGCUGCCGGACUUAUUGCAGUCCAUUGCUUCAAUAAAAGCUGAUUACAUUGCCCGUCAACAGGCAAAUGAUGCACAACUCAGUACAAUGGUUGCUGAACAGGUUGAGCAGGCACAGGCAGGUCUUGAAUCACUGACUUUGUCUCAGAAGACGAUAACUCAGCUCAGAGAGAAUUUUGUUGAGAUUGAGAAAUUAUGUCAAGAAUGCCAGACAUUGAUUGAAAAUCACGAGCAAGUAAAGCUCCUCAGUAAUGCGAGGAAUAAUCUGAACAUGACUCUGAAGGAUGUGGAGGGUAUGAUGUCAAUCUCUGUGGAGGCUGCAGAAGCACAUAAUUCCUUGAGUAAUGAUAAGGAAAUUAUUAACACCUACGAGAGGUUAACUGCGCUGGACGGGAAACGAAGGUUUGCAUUAGCAGCUGUAUCAUCUCAUGAAGAAGAGGUUGGUCGCCUGAGAGAAUACUUUGAAGAAGUAGAUCGCACAUGGGAGACGUUUGAGACAACAUUAUGGGGUCAUUUCGCCAACUUCUUCAAACUUGCUAAAGAAAGCCCACAGACACUGGUUCGUGCAUUGAGGGUUGUUGAAAUGCAAGAAAUCCUGGACCACCAAGUAGCAGUGGAAGCAGCUGAGGCUGAAGGAGAUGGUGCAAUGGAGACUAUAGCAAAUCCUCGUAGAAAUGCCAAGAAAUCUGCAAGUUCAUCAGCGUCCUCUAGAAAUCUUACACAGCAGAAGUUGAAGGUUCAAGGUAAAGGCUACAAGGAUAAAUGUUAUGAGGCAAUAAGGAAGUCCGUUGAAGCACGUUUCGACCGAUUGCUCACUGAGUCCGAGGACCUAAAAGGAGCUUUAGAGGAUGCUAGAACGAUUGGUGAAGAGCUUGGAGAUAUAUACGAUUAUGUUGCACCAUGCUUUCCUCCUAGAUACGAAAUAUUCCAGCUCAUGGUGAAUCUUUACACUGAGAGAUUUAUUCAGUGGCUUAGGCUACUCAGUGACAGAGCUAAUGAUCUGACAAAUAUAGAGAUACUAAAGGUAACUGGCUGGGUAGUUGAAUACCAAGAUAAUCUAAUUGCACUUGGUGUUGACGAGACUCUGGCUCAAGUUUGUUCAGAGAGCGGUGCAAUGGAUCCCCUUAUGAAUACUUAUGUUGAACGAAUGCAAGCCACAACCAGGAAAUGGUACUUGAAUAUACUUGAGGCUGAUAAAGUACAGCCACCAAAGAAAACGGAGGAUGGAAAGCUGUACACGCCAGCUGCUGUUGAUUUGUUUCGCAUCCUUGGAGAGCAAGUGCAGAUUGUACGAGAAAAUAGUACUGAUGUCAUGCUAUAUAGAAUUGCUUUGGCCGUCAUUCAGGUAAUGAUUGAUUUUCAAGCAGCUGAAAGGCAGAAAUUGGAAGAACCUGCUUCUGAAAUAGGUCUAGAAGCUCUAUGUGCAUUGAUCAAUAACAAUCUUCGCUGCUACGAUCUAGCUAUGGAGCUAAGCUCUACCACACUUGAAGCUCUCCCACAGAAUUAUGCUGAGCAGGUUAACUUUGAGGACGCUUGCAAAGGUUUCCUGGAGGUUGCAAAGGAAGCUGUUCAUCAAACUGUAAGUGUCAUUUUUGAAGAUCCAGGAGUUCAGGAAUUACUUGUAAAGCUGUAUCAGAAAGAUUGGUUGGAAGGACAGGUUACUGAGUACCUAGUUGCAACAUUUGGUGAUUACUUUACAGAUGUUAAGAUGUACAUUGAAGAAAGAUCAUUUAGACGAUUUGUUGAGGCCUGCCUGGAAGAAACUAUUGUUGUCUAUGUUGAUCAUAUGCUUCUCCAGAAAAACUAUAUCCAAGAAGAGACAAUUGAGAGAAUGAAGCUAGAUGAAGAGGUUCUCAUGGACUUUUUCCGGGAGUACAUAAGUGUUUCUAAAGUCGAAAACAGAGUAAAGGUACUUGGUGACUUGAGGGAACUUGCUUCAUCGGAGAGCCCAGAUUCUUUCACACUUGUAUACACAAAUAUUCUUGACCAUCAGCCAGAUUGUCCUCCAGAAGUGGUUGAGAAACUUGUUAGCUUACGAGAAGGCAUACCAAGGAAAGAUGCUAAAGAGGUUGUUUCUGAGUGCAAAGAAAUCUAUGAAAAUUCUCUUGUUGAUGGGCAACCUCCAAAGACGGGUUUCGUUUUCCCUAAAGUGAAGUCCCUAUCAGCUUCCAAGCACAACCGCCUGUGGAGAAAACUCACCUAGUCGUACAACUGCUCAUCUUUUCUGUUUUCAUUUCUCGUGCAAUUUGGCAAUCUCCAACUUCCACUGUUGUCCCUGUUGUAUAUAUGAAUGUAACAAUCGGCUUUUAUUUUUAUCAUCGAUAAGCAGGUGAAUUUAAAACUUGCGUGAGAUCGAUAUUAUGUUGAUGAGAGCUUGAUUUGAUUGAAUUUUUCGAGCUAACGUUUAAAUCUGUGGUUGGGCAGUUCUGCAAUAGUA